Stegodyphus dumicola is the source of this 746-nucleotide messenger RNA. RefSeq names its product mitochondrial ribosomal protein L32 (gene mRpL32). Gene Ontology annotation, biological process: translation. The record is from RefSeq and is a predicted model, not a curated record. NCBI's taxonomy places the organism in Eukaryota, Metazoa, Arthropoda, Arachnida, Araneae, Eresidae. Gene Ontology annotation, molecular function: structural constituent of ribosome. Gene Ontology annotation, cellular component: mitochondrial large ribosomal subunit.
UCUUAUAUGGCAACUUAAUGUCCGAUUUGUUUAUGUUUUUAGAUCGUUUUAAGGUUAAGUUUCCAGUAUGAAUUCUUUAAUUUCGACCGUAAGAAACUUCCGUCAUUAUAUAAAUCGUUUUUUACGAGACACAGUAAGCAGAACUUACCCUUCAGAAGUCCCAGAUUUGUGUAUAAUUACAAAUGGUUGCAAUGGUGGCCUCAUCUCGACAUCAAAAAAGGCAAAUUCAAAAUCCAUUUUAGAUAGUGUAAUUAAUUCUGCUUUUCUGUGGGCUGUACCAAAGCACAGAAGAUCCUUAGAACGUCGUAUGACUCGAAGAAUGGGUUUGGGUAAAUUAUUGCUUCCAAAGAAGAACCUUAUAGUUUGUGAGGCAUGUGGGCAUUUUCAUGCAGUCCAUACUGUGUGUGGUAACUGUUACAACAAAGUAAAACUUGAGACAGAAUUAAUGCAAGAUGCUAUCAUGAAUGAAUUAAAACUGGAUCCUAUUGAUAAAGAAGUUGUAGUUGUGUAUCAGAAUGAACCUAAGGACAGUAAAUAUUAUCAAGGUAAAAGAAUAGUAGAACUACCCAAAACAAGACCAUCGUGGUUUAGCAGAAAUCUUUUAGCUAAAGACAGUGAAAUACCUCGGAAGGGAAUUACAGCUGUAAAACCCAUGAAAAUUUCUUCUGUAACAGAUGACACCAAUAAGUAAUUUCUUCGUUAAAAGUGUAUGAAAAAUAAAGUAUAAAAUUUAUAAUUAGAAACAA